Messenger RNA from Mastomys coucha (southern multimammate mouse), 428 nucleotides. Its product is annotated as ragulator complex protein LAMTOR5. Bases 54 to 329 code for a protein of 91 amino acids. Gene Ontology annotation, molecular function: guanyl-nucleotide exchange factor activity. NCBI's taxonomy places the organism in Eukaryota, Metazoa, Chordata, Mammalia, Rodentia, Muridae. The transcript has a single exon. Gene Ontology annotation, cellular component: cytoplasm; lysosome; Ragulator complex. Gene Ontology annotation, biological process: cellular response to amino acid stimulus; positive regulation of TORC1 signaling. The record is from RefSeq and is a predicted model, not a curated record.
GAGGAGGAAGUGUUUUGCUACGGGGUCCUGGGCUGGGGCAGACAGCGUGCGGGAUGGAGGCGACUUUGGAGCAGCAUUUGGAGGACACAAUGAAGAAUCCAUCCAUUGUUGGAGUCCUAUGCACAGAUUCACAAGGACUUAAUCUGGGCUGCCGUGGUACCCUGUCCGAUGAGCAUGCUGGAGUGAUAUCUGUUCUAGCCCAGCAGGCAGCAAAGCUAACCUCUGACCCCACCGACAUCCCUGUGGUAUGUUUAGAAUCAGAUAAUGGGAACAUUAUGAUCCAGAAACACGAUGGCAUCACAGUGGCUAUGCACAAAAUGGCCUCUUGACGUCUGAUGCCACGUCUGCCAUGGCCUUUCACCAGGAUUCAGUCAUGCCUGUCCAGUUCACUUAUAAAACUAUUAAAGACCCAGAAAUCAGGCCAUUCA